AUGCCGUGGGCCACUUACACUUCUCAGCUCAACAAACUGCCCGCAUGGGCUACCUUGGCUUGUAGAAAUGUCGGCGAAGCGCGUCGUUUUUUGUACUACCGAUUACGUCAAGAUACAAAAAUACUCUCUCUAAAGAAGUUUUGUCUCUCCAAAGAAGUUUUUGUCUCUUUAAAAAGAUCACACGCUAAUCCUGCACCCCAACAGCCUUUGCCAUCGUGCAAUGUAAAGUCAGGGCGUAAAAAAUCUAUGAAGACUCUACGGAAAGUCGUGCAAGUUCCUUCUAUCUCCUUGCAAGCUUGCCUCAAACGAUCCCUAAUCCGCAAUAAGACGGGCAGAUGCGCGUUUUCUAGGUAA
Amoebophrya sp. A25 is the source of this 354-nucleotide messenger RNA. The record is from the annotation of a GenBank genome assembly. Lineage: Eukaryota; Dinophyceae; Syndiniales; Amoebophryaceae.